AUGGAUAGAGUUGUAUUGAAGAUUUAUGAAUAUUUUUGGGAAAUUGGUGCUAUUGCCGAGCUGAAAGAGGUAGCAUCAAGUCCAGACGAAGUGGCUGCAAAAUUUGCUAGCGAAGCUUUGACAGUAAUUGGCGAAGAAGUGCCAUACAAAUUAUCUCAACAGGUUCCAUGCUGGAGUACUGAAGAUGUACAAUAUUGGGUGAAAAAGAUUGGUUUCGAGAAAUAUGCCGAUGCAUUUGCGAAAAAUAUGGUAGACGGCGAUUUACUGCUGCUGAUUACGGAAGAAGAUUUAAAACGUGACAUUCAAAUUUCUUCCGGCCUGCUGAGGAAGCGAUUUAUGAGGGAGCUUGAAAGCUUGAAGAUUGCUGCUGACUAUGGAGGGCUUGAUGAAACACAUUUGGAUCAAUUCCUGAUGUCGUUAUGUCCCGAGUUCUCAAUUUACACUUACCAGAUGUUGAGCGCAAGCGUAAAUCGCCCGUUAUUGCCACUUCUGACUGAUGAGAUGAUGAAGAACGAAUGUGGCAUGAGAAAUCCUGUUCACCGAUUGAAGCUAAAACAAGCACUGCAAAACAGCAAACACAUUGAAGAUAUAGAAAUUUCCUUAUUGAGCAAACAAAUAGACGUUUUCAUCAGCUAUCGGCGCAGCACUGGCAAUCAGUUGGCUAGCUUAAUAAAAGUGUUGUUGCAACUUCGUGGCUACAAGGUGUUCAUUGAUGUCGACAAACUUUAUGCUGGAAAAUUUGACUCAUCGCUUCUGAAAAGCAUACAGGCAGCGAAACAUUUUGUUUUAGUGCUCACUCCUCACUGUUUCGAUAGACUUCUAAAUGAUGAUAACUGUGACGACUGGAUCCAUAAAGAGCUUGUAUGCGCAUUUAAACACGAAAAAAAUGUGAUCCCCAUAUUUGACCAACACUUUGAGUUCCCAACUUCUGAGAAGGACAUACCGGCAGAUAUUCGGCAUAUUACUAAGUAUAAUGGAGUCCGCUGGGUGCAUGAUUAUCAGGAUGCUUGCAUGGAUAAAGUUGAGCGGUUCAUCAAAGGCGAGCUGAACAGGACUCCGAAUCCCCUAGUAGUAAGCCACAGUUGUAUUACUGAUAUAAUCCUAAGUCGUAAAAUAAUGGUUAGUUUGUAA
Messenger RNA from Enterobius vermicularis (human pinworm), 1131 nucleotides. The record is from the annotation of a GenBank genome assembly. Lineage: Eukaryota; Metazoa; Nematoda; Chromadorea; Rhabditida; Oxyuridae.